This is a messenger RNA of Mangifera indica (mango), 950 nucleotides long. RefSeq lists its product as uncharacterized. The transcript is spliced from 5 exons. Gene Ontology annotation, molecular function: box C/D methylation guide snoRNP complex binding. The record is from RefSeq and is a predicted model, not a curated record. NCBI's taxonomy places the organism in Eukaryota, Viridiplantae, Streptophyta, Magnoliopsida, Sapindales, Anacardiaceae. The coding region runs from base 97 to 705 and encodes 202 amino acids. Gene Ontology annotation, biological process: box C/D snoRNP assembly.
GCAGUUGCAUAUUAUGAGGAAUUUACUUUUGGAAAGAGCGUAUUGCCGCUUCUGAGUUUCUGGUUCCUUGCUCAACCCUAACUUUAGCCUGAAGAGAUGCCUGAAAUAAGUGAAGAUCUUUUGCAAUUGGAGCACAAGAAUUGCGCUUUCUCAUUCACAGAAUCUGCCCUUCUCGUUUGCAACAAGAAAGAGUCCCAUUCUCAGUUCAAGAAACCAAACCCAGAUGAAAAACCCAUGUUUAAUCCUCUUCCUCCAAGCCAAGUUUUAGGAAGAGUGAAGGAUUUCUUAGGAGUGAUGUCAGAAGCUAAUAAAAGGCUCCAGCUUGAUGCAAAGGAUAAAGCUCAAGAUUAUGAUAUUGAAGUACUCACUGGAAAUGAAUCUGAAGUUAUUGAGAUGGAUCUAAUGCUAGGUGUAGCUGAUCUUCAUACACCAGAAGCUGUAAUGGCUGCUGAAUCAGCUAUUGCUGGCAACCAGCCAGUGAUUCCUUUAGCUGCUAGCAGUGGUGGAACAGACUCUGAAGGUGGCAUUGAACAUAGUGAUGACGAAGACAGGGAUGAUGAGUGUAGUGACAAUGAUAAUGCCAAUAAAGACAAGAAGAAAUGUUUUCCCAUGCAAGUUAAAAGAUCCAAGACCUUAAAGGACGAAAGCGAAGCUUCUGGAGACAAGAAAUCACAGAAGCGGCCAAAGAUUGUUGAGAUAUCAUGAAAACAUCUCUCUCUCUCUCGCUUUGGUUUUUAGGAAGGGACUCGCCAUUUCUUCACACAGUUGCAACAAAAUGCUUGUGUACUGUAUGCUGGAAGUUUUAAUGUAAGGAUUGUGCAGUGUCUGCCCAGGAUUUAAGUUAUGUGGUUGACCAGUUUUUUCUGUCUGUUAAUCUUCUGAAACAUCAAACAGUGACAUAAGGUAUGUAAAUUUGUUUUGUUAUAAGAAUUCAUUAUUAGAGUGAUUAA